Paraglomus occultum is the source of this 1177-nucleotide messenger RNA. The record is from the annotation of a GenBank genome assembly. Lineage: Eukaryota; Fungi; Glomeromycota; Glomeromycetes; Paraglomerales; Paraglomeraceae.
AUGGAAUUUGAUUCUUAUACAGAUACAUAUGUGUACAAUUCCAAUCCUAAGGACUUGAGUGUUCUAGACUGUCUCAAGUAUCUGAAAGAUAAAUUAGUAUUCACAUCAGAUAGCAAACACGAUAUCCAGGAUGCGCUUACAAGAACGAUCGAAAGGGUUAUUGAUUCGCCUAUUGUACAGAUUGGGAUAAAGAAACGGUUAAGGAAAAUAUCCGAUAAUAUCAGUGGUACUUUUCGAAGAAACGAAAUUGAUGAGUUUUUUGCGGAAUUGGACAAGGAAUUUGAGGCAAGACAAAAUCAACGUAAUCUUGAAAGGUCUUUUGAUAAAAAUAGCUCCGAACUACUACAAAAGUCUGGUGAUUUAAAUACAUUAAAACUUAAAUCGCGUUAUAUAGAAACGUCUGCUGGAUUUUUUGAAAGGGGAGAAUCAACGUCUGAUCAAGGCACUUGUGCUUUAGGGAAAAGACGAGAUGUUAAUUUUAAUGAGGAACGAACGAUAAAGAAGCAAUAUCAAGUUAGAGAUACUACGCUUCCUCCACUUGAUAAAAACGAACAAGAUGCAGAUUUUGCUGUUGAACGAGAUACGGAUAAUAUGUAUUACCAGGAGCUGUCAUUAGUUGAGGUAAACGAGGGGUCUUAUGUAUGUGAAGUAAUUGCUCCGCUGAUAAAUAUUGUGAUGAAUGAUUUACCGGGAGAUCCGUCAACAUGGGCUAUAUGGGGUGAACAAGGAAGUUUAGCUAGUGCGACUAGGAAAGGCUCACGAAAAAUUGCACGAAGACCGGACUACAUGUUGCUAACUCAUUUAGGAAAAAAAGCAGAACUUGAAAUAUUUUACUUAGAAACUGACUCUGUUGAUACUACAAGGAGUGUUUCCAGUCUUCAAAGAAUAUUCAACAAAUCAAUUAUGAGACAACAACUGGCAAUCUUUACGAUUAAUGUUGCGGGAGACGUGCUGGAACUCUACGUUAUGCGUAAGGAAACGGAGUAUUGUAUACUAGAUCAAGCUUCGAUUCCUUUGCAUAUGGCAACUCCUAACGAUGUCUACAGACUUAUUCAUACGUUGCUAACUUUAAGGACUGCAGUUGCAUGCACGUUAUAUAAGAUCCUUCAUAAGUCUGAAGAAGGAGAUAGCGAUUUUAGUGCUGAAGAAAGUCCAAUUACUGUAAAGACGCCUAAAG